AUGUAUAUCUCCCUUCUCACAACUCUUGGAGUCACCUUCCAGCUUGGACUUGCCACGGCUCAGACCAAGGUCACUGUCAACGCAGGCACGACCUACCAGGUGAUUGAUGGAUUCGGCUUCUCGGAAGCCUUUGGCUUCGGCGGUGGAGUCGAAAAUGCACCUGCAGCGCAACAAACCCAGGCGCUGAACUAUAUGUUCAGCACUACCGAGGGAGCUGGCAUGACAAUCCUGCGUAACCGAAUUGCAGCGGAUCCAAAUGGUAGCAUUGAGCCAAAAAGCCCUGGAUCCCCAUCUGCAGCUCCGACCUACAGGGCUAUUGGUGAUGACUCAAGCCAGAUCUUCUGGUCUAAGAGGGCUCGGGCAAUGGGCGUCAAGUACAUCUACGCCGAUGCGUGGAGUGCUCCUGGGUACAUGAAGACCAACAAUAACUACAUCAACGGUGGAUAUCUGUGUGGUGUGACUGGACAUACUUGUUCAUCUGGCGACUGGAGACAGGCUUAUGCAAACUACCUGGUGCAAUAUCUCAAAGACUACGCGAGCCAGGGUAUCACCGUUGACUUCAUUGGCUUUUUGAACGAGCCUGAAUUUGCGCCAAGCUAUGACUCAAUGUCGUCUGAUGGUACCGAGGCUGCCUCUUUCAUCCCUAUUCUUCACCAAGCCAUUCAGAGCGCUGGUCUGUCCACUGGCAUCACUUGCUGCGAUGCUGAGGGCUGGAACGACCAGGUUACUUUCACACAGCAGCUUAUCUCAGCUGGCGCUGAUCAAUAUUUGUCUCGCAUUACCUCUCACUGGUACACCUCUAAGGGUACCUCCCCUAUCAACACUAGUCUGAGAGUAUGGGAGACUGAAUAUGCGGACUUGGAUGAUGCAUUCAGCACGACUUGGUACUCAAGCGGUGCAUUCAAUGAAGGUCUCACCUGGGCCAAACUCAUCUACCAAGGUCUCGUUGAGUGUAAUCUCAGUGCAUUCCUGUACUGGGUUGGUGCACAAUCAAACAGCAAUGCCGCUGGACUUGUCACCCUCACGGGGUCUGGCUCUUCAACACAGGUGACUGCCUCGGGCUCUCUGUGGGCCUUUGCCAUGUUCUCCCGCUACAUCAGGCCGGAUGCUGUCCGCAUUGCUACCUCUGGUGCCCCUCCUAACACUCAGGUAGCUUCUUUCAAAAACACAGAUGGCUCCAUUGUUACCGUUAUGAUCAACUCGGGCGCAAGCUCGCAGAGCGUCUCCCUGGGUGGCGGCUCGAUUUCAUCGGCCAAGGCCUACUACAUGGACAACUCGGUCAAGUCACCUUCCAGCCUUUCUAUCACCCUGAGCGGCGGCAGUAUUGCGGCUACCCUUCCCGGCUACUCGGUGGUUACAUUUAUCACCUCUGGCAGUGGUUCUACCACGCUCAGCACCACUACAAGUGCCGGGUCUACUACCACUACAACCGUCGGCUCUACUACUACUACUACAACCAGCAGUGGUUCAACAAGCACUGGCGUCGCUCAACACUGGGGUCAGUGUGGAGGUCAGGGGUGGACUGACCCUACUGUUUGUGCUAGUCCUUACACCUGCCAGGUCUCCAACCCAUACUACUCACAGUGUCUCUAA
Penicillium subrubescens is the source of this 1593-nucleotide messenger RNA. RefSeq lists its product as uncharacterized. Gene Ontology annotation, molecular function: glucosylceramidase activity; cellulose binding. Gene Ontology annotation, biological process: carbohydrate metabolic process; sphingolipid metabolic process. Gene Ontology annotation, cellular component: extracellular region. The transcript has 5 exons. The record is from RefSeq and is a predicted model, not a curated record. The coding region runs from base 1 to 1593 and encodes 530 amino acids. NCBI's taxonomy places the organism in Eukaryota, Fungi, Ascomycota, Eurotiomycetes, Eurotiales, Aspergillaceae.